Molecule: messenger RNA, 1208 nt
Organism: Engraulis encrasicolus (European anchovy)
Lineage: Eukaryota; Metazoa; Chordata; Actinopteri; Clupeiformes; Engraulidae
Exons: 4
Coding region: 433-1113 (226 amino acids)
Biological process (GO): phagosome-lysosome fusion; endosome to lysosome transport
Cellular component (GO): lysosome; trans-Golgi network; Golgi apparatus
Molecular function (GO): GTP binding; GTPase activity
Source: RefSeq, a predicted model, not a curated record
GGUGGGUCGUGUAUGGGUGCUGUCCCAAACACCACAACAAUUUGGCAGGUUGAUGUGAGGUAUAGCGAGGCGUAUGGAGAGGAAGGGAACGCUGGAAGAUGGAUUGCAUUUUAAACUUGUUUACUUCACUGCGUCGCUUGCUUUGAGACACGCGUCACGAUGAUCUGACAGCACUUUGACAGACCUCAGAUGACCAGGCAAGAACAGAUGGUCUCUUAAAAAGUUUAGACCGCGGACUUCAGCAAUAGGAGAAUGAUAAGACUGUCUCGCCAAGUUGUUAUAGUCGCGAUGCAGCAUCUUUUAAAUAUGAAGUUAAUGAAUAAGCCUAUAGCCUAAAGAAAUAUUUAUUGGUGUUUUCGAAUCUUGGUCUAUCACCACAUCACUGAUGCAAAAACAGAGCAACCUAUUGAAGACCCUUUCCACAACAUAGCAAUGCAACAGGAACGUUUGCUGAAGGUUCUUGUGAUAGGCGACUUGGGAGUUGGCAAGACGUCCAUUAUCAAACGGUAUGUCCAUCAUAUCUUUUCUCAACACUACCGAGCAACCAUAGGAGUAGACUUCGCCCUGAAAGUGCUCAACUGGGACCACCAGACUGUUGUGCGCCUACAGCUAUGGGACAUUGCUGGGCAGGAGCGGUAUGGCAACAUGACGCGUGUGUACUACCGGGAGGCAGUGGGGGCGCUGGUGGUGUUCGACAUGACCCGCCUCUCCACCUUCCAGGCCGUCCUCAAGUGGAAGGGGGACCUCGACUCCAAGGUGGCGCUCUCCAACGGCCGGCCAGUGCCGGUGGUGCUCCUGGCCAACAAGUGUGACCAGCAGCAGUACGGCCUGUGCUCCAAGAUGCCCAAGCUGGACGCCUUCUCCAAGGAGCACGGCUUCGUGGGCUGGUAUGAGACAUCGGCCAGGGACGACACCAACAUCGACGCGGCGAUCAUGUGCCUGGUGGAGAACAUCAUGCUGAGCAGUUCUAUGGAGAACGUCGUUCCGCCUCCGGAACCCGACCCCAGCGUGGUCGUCCUGCCCUCGUUUGACUACAACCUCCACGACAGGAGCGGAGCGCCCUGCUCAUCGUGCACCCGGCUGCCCCCCGCGCUCAGGGACCGCAGGGAGUGAGGACAGGACAGGGGAGAUACCAUACGGUAUGGGGAUAGAAAGAAAGAAAGAAAGAAAGAAAGAAAGAAAGAAAGAAAGAAAGAAAGAAAGAAAGA